AUGAAAUACCUGGUAUUCGUUUUGGCUUAUUUUCUUAUGGUGGAUGUUUGCUGGGGUCAGUGUAACAUGGCGAACUGGUGGUAUAGCUUCGAUAAAAAUGGAUGGUCACUAUGUGACUCAACUAUGGAAUACAUGACAGGAAUGGAACGCAAUACAAAUCGAGGGGACAACGAUAAAAUAUAUCUACUGGAAAAAGCUAAAUGCUGCCAGGCACCUUCGCCGAAUAGAGAGAGCCAGUCAACUUGUUUAAUUGCCGACUGGUGGGUUAAAUUAAAUAGGUGAGUAUUGAGUAACUUAGAAACCGCCACAAUUUUGUAACUAAAUCGAGUCAUUUUCAAGCGGGUUAUAUUUACUACAAUGUAUCUAGCCGAUUUUUUGAAAACCAACCUAACGAAAUUUGCAGUCAUUUGUCUGAGUGAAAAGGCGUCAAAAGGCAUGUUUCUUACAGCCCGAGAAGCUCCAAAAUCAAGAAAUAGCGAGGACAAGGAAAAGAGGAGAAGAGAAAAAAGCAACGGCCAGGAGUUGCACUCUUAGUUUUUAUAAUAGCUACUUUGGAGAAUAGUUUUUGGCCGAAAAAAACUGUUCGACGCAAAAAGGUCCAUUUGGCAAUAAUGUUAUAAAAAAUCCGGCUAGAUAUAUAAUACGGAAAUUUCAGUUCUUUCUUGAAGACUACCUUUAAAUUCAAGAAAGAACAGAAAGAAAAAGAACAUUUUUUUGGAAAUUAGCCUUGUAGUUUCACUGUGAAGCUAUACAUGUGUUCCCAGAGAAGUCAGUAUUGCACAAAGAUCAAAACGUAUCAGACUAGGAGCAGUCUCCUAUUUUCUUUUGAGCUCGGAGAUCGAGAGCACGUGGGAGGGUGGGCGGUGAAGCCGCGAGGAACGAGGGCGGAAGCCAAUCUCUCCUCCGCGUGGCAAAUGAGGAAAGGAGGACGACCGCUCGCGGUCUGAAAAGAUAUCUCUGACCAAAGGCUUUUAAUCCAUUUUAAACCUCACGGUAACGGUAAAAGUUUUAAACUAAGAUAAUUAUGAAUAAAACUGCUCUUUAAUUUAAGUGAAUUGAUAUUUGACAUAAGAUUCAUGCCAUGAUCUUAAUGCCCUACUGGUAUUCUAAACUUUCUUUACUUGUUAUUUGCUUUUUCCUUUUUUUUCCCUAUUUUAUUUUUUUUAAAGUGGUAACAAAUGGGCACUAUGCCCUGAAGGCUACUUCUUGCAAGGCUUGUAUCGUACCAGCGAGGAGGACUGGCUCUCUAACAUUGAACUUGGAAAGUGCUGCAAGCCAGAUAGCUUACCGAACCAAUAUGGGAAGUGUAUAGAUAAAGCCAUUACUACAUCGUUUGAUAAUAAAGGCCUCAGUAGCUGUGAUGAUGGAUACUAUAUGGCUGGAUUUUACAAGGGAUCAUGCAACCGACUCUAUUGCAUAGAAACGCUUAAAUGUUGCAAGAUGUAUAAAAGUGAGUUUACUUCAUAUCUAUCGGGCUCAAUGGGAAUAAUUCUUUUUAUACUGAGCAAGAAAAGAUGUACUAUUUUCCAAAAAAUACAGAAAGUACACGGUAUUAUAGACCAAAAGAUUAGCUUACCUUAACUAUGUUGGUAUAUGUUAUCAAGUUCAUUGUUCUGGUACAUGUGCUAUAUCCAGGUAUUCAAUUCGGGAAAGGUUGAAUUGUCCGACUUCAGUAAUCGUAAAAGCGUUUUAUGAGUAUCGUGAUCGGCAGCCAAGCAAAGAGUUGCGCGAGCGAGGUUGGUAUUUUUUUCAAAAAUCAUUCACUCGUUUUAGCCGAUUAAGCCAGAAAAGUUGUGCGAAAUAAAUGCAUUAUAUCAAAUAAUAUUUGAUUUUUGGUCAAAGACUAUAAAGCAAAUAAUAGAAGUUUCUAAAGUUAUAGUUUUUAGUAUUUGGUCUGUAUGGUCAUCAUGUCUGACCGCACAUGUAUAGGAUUUCGAAGGGCAUGGAUGCAUUUUGGUCGAAUAUUGUCAGAUGACUGGCUAUCCUGUACCAUACACGUAGUGGGCAGUUACAACCAGGCUAGACGGCUUUUUCAGUGAAAUGUAAAAGGAAUUAUAAACGUUGAAAGAAGAAUAUUUCAGCAUUUUGCAAUAUAUAUUUUUUCAGAUUUUUGUGAGAACAACGUAUGCGUGAAUGGAGGUUGCGUCAAUAUGGCAGAAAGUUAUCGCUGCGAGUGCAUCAACGGAUUUUAUGGGAGAAACUGUGAAACAGGUAUUAUUUACCGUCCGUACUCUUUAUGUUCUUGUUGCCAAAUGAGCUAUCCUGCAGCGAUGUCGACCGUAGUCAUCGGUGUUCAUUGAUAAACGGAAACAAAAUUAAUGAGGUUAGCAGUAAUCUGAUUCAAGUAACGCACUGGAUCAUUGCAUAGUGAAGUCAUUUACCUCCCGGAGGUACUCCCUACGACCUAUAAGGAGCGGGGAGGCUCCACCCGAAAGGGGUAAUCUGGGGUACCUUUUUCAAGCUUCAGGUAUAUGAAAGAAUAUUAGAAAGUUUAAGCUUUAUGUAGACGGUAAACGGCAAACGUGAAAUUUAAUUGAGAAUUUCUCAAAAUAGAAAAUGAGCAGAUAAAAACAGCUCAAAACAAUGCUCAUGGAUAAAAAAUUGCGUGAAACUACUAACAGUAAACGUUCAAGUCAAGGGAAAACUUGGUCACGUGAUAGAAAUUCGCGUUUGCCGUUUGGCGUAAACGUGAUACUUAACCUCUUAAUUGCCUUUUUCGUUGGUUGAAGUAUAUAGUAUUAAAGGGUAGGAAAAUCUGUCAUUACGGUAUGUAAGAGAACCUCGGGGCAGAGCCUCCCCGUAUGCCCAGCCCCCCGAACAUUCACCAUAAAUUAAGUAUUAAUAUCGACAGGAAAAGCGUCACUCAGCUAGGGUCUUUUCAGUACUUGCAAACUAUCAGUGGCCCUGCUUCUAUGCUAUGACACCCUUGUGUCAUAAGUUCAUGAUCAGUGACUAAAAAUCGUUUCUCGACGUAGAGUUAGCUAAGCAAUGGAUAAAAUAAAGUUCAUUUGUAACUUAAAUGUAUUGACAGAUAUCGACGAGUGCGUAAACCACCCAUGCAAGAAUGGAGCUACAUGUGUCAAUUACGCGGGAAGUUAUCGCUGUGAAUGCAAAUCUGGUUAUACUGGAAAUAACUGCCAAACAGGUGAGAGAUAAUUUCCCGAGCUGUACCUAUACCCAGCUAUACCAUACCACUACUAAAUUAUAUUUUCUCCCUAAUGAGUUCUCAGUCUAUGUUUGGGUUAAGGAAGCCUUCUGGAAAAGGCCACUUCCGAGUUCCAAAAACUCUCACUUUCAAACCUACUGCCUGAGUUCAAAACCUUUCUUGUGGAAAAGAGUUUUAUUUAAAUGAGAAUAAAAAAUCGUAUUCAUAUCAAUGGCUUUCCACUUAGCCUCGGUUUGUAAAAAGAGGCUUGAGGCAACACAGAAGUGGCCUAAUGUCGUAGCAUACAAAAGCUGGUGGAAGUUUGACGAGUAGUAAAAUAACAGCCUACUGCCAUCAAAUAACCAUUAUUCCCAAUUUCUAGACAUCAACGAGUGUGCGCUGGCUCCAUGCCAGAACGGAGCCAAAUGUGUUGAUCUUGUUGCAAGUUAUCGCUGUGAUUGUGUGGCCGGAUACACUGGAAGCAACUGCGAAACAAGUAAAGUGAUUUUUUUCAAAGUAUAUUGUUUCAGCUUUCUUGUAAAUAUUGAAAGGUUAAGUUAAGUGUGAGAUUAAUUCGCAGUUUGGUUGCAGUGAACAACACGACAUGAAUGAAGAAUUUUUCAAUUUAAUUCAUAGAUGUGGACGAGUGUGUGACUGAUCCUUGCAAAAACGGGGCCACAUGUGUUGAUCUUGUUGGAAGUCAUCGCUGUGAUUGCCCUGCUGGAUACAGUGGCAGCAACUGUGAAACAAGUAUUGAAAAACUCAAUUUUUGCAUUUGUAACUUAAAAAUAGGAGAAUGGUUUUAAUCAAUGGUCAAAUGAUUUUCUUCUUAUUCAUAGACAUUGACGAAUGUGCCCCUGCUCCAUGCCAGAACGCAGCCACUUGUGUUGACCUUGUUGGAAAUUAUCGUUGUGAUUGCGUGAAUGGAUACAGUGGAAGCAACUGUGAAACAAGUAAAUCAAAGCUUUAUUUUUAAAGGGGCCAUGUCUUGGCCAGAUGUCCACUUGCUUGAUCAAAACUGAGCUGAAGUUAUAACUAAGUAUUCUCAGCUCAGUCAUCUUUUCUUAUACUUGGAACUCUAAAAAGAAGCAAUUUUAAAUAAAAGACAUGCUCGGUUUUUGGUCAUUUCCGACACCACAGAGUAUUACUUGAAAAGUUACAGUGGUGCUUACUUAUGGAACGAUCUUCCCGAGGAUCUACGCAAAGCAAAUUUUCUAGAUAACUUGAAAAAAAAAAUUCACGGUUUUAAUGCUCAUCAGCACUCCCACACAGCAAAUAUGUAAACAGUCUAUAGAGAAUUUUUUUACUCCAUUAUUUUCUGAUAUUUUAACUGUGCAUAAAUAAAGUCGGUCAUCAUCAUCAUCAUCAUCAGGUUGGACGAAUUUUUGUCAUGCAAGCUGUAAUACAUUUCCAUCUUGAACAUCGAAAGCCAGAGACAUAUACUAAACGUUAUGGUAUAUAUACUUUCUUUAUGAGGAGGGGGGGGGGGGGAUCUUUGAUUCCCACGCGUUUUAAGGGUUUUAAUAGUAUACCAAAAACGCCCAACAGCUCAUUAAACAUAUUGUCACUUCUGAGUGUAGUCAGUUCAGGUAAUUAUAUGCAAGUAAUACUUAACACAAUUCAAUGGUUUUAUUCUAAAAUUCGCAGAUAUCGACGAAUGUGUACCUGCUCUAUGUAAGAACGGAGCCACCUGCGUUGAUCUUGUUGGAGGUUAUCGCUGUGAUUGCGUGCCUGGAUACACUGGAAGCAACUGUGAAACAGGUGAUUACAGGGGGGCCACAAGACAUGUUAAGGCGAACUUCAAAACAUUUCUAGCUUAA
This is a messenger RNA of Porites lobata, 4965 nucleotides long. Lineage: Eukaryota; Metazoa; Cnidaria; Anthozoa; Scleractinia; Poritidae. The record is from the annotation of a GenBank genome assembly.